AUGGCUCCUCUUGUCUGGCUGAUCACAGGAAGUUCCACCGGAUUCGGUGCCGAAUUUGUAAAGGCGCUUCUCGCGGCGGGAGAUAAGGUCAUUGCCACGGCACGCAACACCGCCAGCAUCGAGCAUUAUCAAAAAGCAGGAGCAUCUGUUCUCAAGCUAGACCUGGGCUCAAGCCAGUCCGACUUUGACAAACUGGCUGAGACAGCUAUUGGUCUCCAUGGCGGGGUUGAUGUUGUUGUAAACAACGCUGGAUACCCACACUUCAGCACUGUUGAGGACGAUAGGUAA
Colletotrichum spaethianum is the source of this 288-nucleotide messenger RNA. RefSeq names its product putative NADP-dependent mannitol dehydrogenase. The transcript has a single exon. NCBI's taxonomy places the organism in Eukaryota, Fungi, Ascomycota, Sordariomycetes, Glomerellales, Glomerellaceae. The record is from RefSeq and is a predicted model, not a curated record. The coding region runs from base 1 to 288 and encodes 95 amino acids.